Arthroderma uncinatum is the source of this 2031-nucleotide messenger RNA. RefSeq names its product heat shock protein SSC1. Gene Ontology annotation, molecular function: heat shock protein binding; ATP binding; ATP-dependent protein folding chaperone. The transcript has 4 exons. Gene Ontology annotation, biological process: cellular response to unfolded protein; protein refolding. Bases 1 to 2031 code for a protein of 676 amino acids. NCBI's taxonomy places the organism in Eukaryota, Fungi, Ascomycota, Eurotiomycetes, Onygenales, Arthrodermataceae. Gene Ontology annotation, cellular component: mitochondrion; cytoplasm. The record is from RefSeq and is a predicted model, not a curated record.
AUGAUUGCUUCAAGAUUCUGUCGCGCGGCUCCUCGCGUCCCAACACAAUUCAUUCGCUCUCCUGCAUUCAGAGUCCCAUCUACUCCAUUCAGAAGAUGGAACUCGACAGAAGGUGGUGAGGAGAAGGUGAAGGGCCAGGUCAUCGGUAUUGAUCUUGGUACCACCAACUCUGCCGUUGCUGUUAUGGAAGGAAAGACCCCAAAAAUUAUGGAAAACUCUGAAGGAACACGAACCACACCCUCCGUCGUUGCUUUCACCAAGGAUGGCGAGCGCCUUGUCGGUGUUGCUGCCAAGCGUCAAGCCGUCGUCAACCCUGAGAACACUCUCUUCGCCACCAAGCGAUUGAUCGGUCGUAAAUUCACCGAUGCUGAGUGCCAGCGAGAUCUCCAGGAGGUUCCUUACAAGAUCGUCCAACACACCAACGGUGACGCCUGGGUUGAGGCCCAGGGCCAGAAAUACUCCCCAUCUCAGAUUGGUGGCUUCGUCCUCCAGAAGAUGAAGGAGACCGCUGAGGGUUACCUCAACAAGCCAAUCAAGAACGGUGUCGUUACUGUCCCUGCCUACUUCAACGAUUCUCAACGUCAGGCUACCAAAGAUGCUGGUCAAAUUGCUGGUCUUAACGUCCUCCGUGUCGUGAACGAGCCCACUGCUGCUGCCCUUGCAUACGGUCUUGAGAAGGAGCAGGAUCGUGUCAUCGCUGUUUACGAUCUUGGUGGUGGUACUUUCGAUAUCUCCAUUCUCGAGAUCCAGAAGGGUGUGUUUGAGGUCAAGUCCACCAACGGAGACACCCAUCUCGGUGGAGAAGAUUUCGAUAUCACUCUCGUCCGCAGCAUCGUCCAACAGUUCAAGAAGGACUCUGGCCUCGACCUCUCCGGUGACCGCAUGGCCAUCCAGCGUAUCCGUGAAGCCGCUGAGAAGGCCAAGAUGGAACUGUCCUCUGCCUCCCAGACCGAUAUCAACCUUCCCUUCAUCACUGCCGAUGCCUCCGGUGCUAAGCACAUCAACUCCAAGCUCACCCGUGCCCAGCUCGAGGCCCUCGUUGACCCUCUGAUCCAGCGCACUAUCGAGCCAGUCCGCAAGGCCCUGAAGGAUGCUAACCUCCAGGCCAAGGAUAUCCAGGAAGUUAUCUUGGUUGGUGGUAUGACCCGUAUGCCCAAGGUCACCGAGUCCGUCAAGAGCAUCUUCGGCCGUGAACCCGCCAAGUCUGUUAACCCCGACGAGGCCGUUGCCAUUGGUGCUGCUAUCCAGGGUGCUGUCCUUGCUGGUGAAGUCACUGAUGUCUUGCUUCUCGAUGUCACUCCUCUCUCCCUCGGUAUUGAGACCCUCGGCGGUGUCUUCACCCGUCUGAUCAACCGUAACACCACCAUCCCUACCAAGAAGUCUCAGACCUUCUCCACCGCCGCUGAUUUCCAGACUGCCGUCGAGAUCAAGGUGUACCAGGGUGAGCGUGAGCUCGUCCGUGACAACAAGUUGCUUGGAAACUUCCAGCUUGUUGGCAUUCCACCAGCUCACCGUGGUGUCCCACAAAUCGAAGUCACCUUCGACAUUGAUGCCGACUCCAUCGUCCACGUCCACGCCAAGGACAAGUCCACCAACAAGGAUCAGUCCAUCACCAUUGCUUCCGGCUCUGGUCUCUCUGACUCUGAGAUCCAGAACAUGGUUGAUGAUGCUGAGACUUACCGUGCCCAGGAUAUUGAGCGCAAGGCCAUCAUUGAGGGUGCCAACCGUGCUGACAGUGUCUUGAACGAUACCGACAAGGCCCUCAAGGAGUUCGAAGAUAAGCUCGACAAGACUGAGGCCACUCAGAUCUCCGAGAAGAUUGCUGCUCUCCGAGAGAUUGUUGCCAAAUGCCAGGCUGGUGAAUCUUCCCUGACUGCCGAGGAGUUGAAGGCUAAGGUGGACGACCUCCAGACCUCUUCCUUGACCCUCUUCGACAAGAUGCACAAGGCCCGCAACGAGGAGAGCCAACAGCAGCCACCACAGGGCGGCGCUGACGCCCCACCAGCUGGUGAGGGUGAGAAGAAGCAAUAA